This is a messenger RNA of Sclerotinia sclerotiorum 1980 UF-70, 285 nucleotides long. RefSeq lists its product with no specific name. The record is from RefSeq and is a predicted model, not a curated record. The transcript is spliced from 3 exons. Bases 1 to 285 code for a protein of 94 amino acids. NCBI's taxonomy places the organism in Eukaryota, Fungi, Ascomycota, Leotiomycetes, Helotiales, Sclerotiniaceae.
AUGAGUAUAAGUAUGAGUUUGAAUACGAGCACGAGAAAAAUAAUAUCGAGUAAUUUCAUCGGAACAAGUAUCUUAAUCUUUCACACUAAAUCUCUCAUUUAUGAAGAUGAAGAUGAAGAUGAAGAUGAAGAUGAAGAUGAAGAUGAAGAUGAAGAUGAAGAUGAAGAUGAAGAUGAAGAUGAAGAUGAAGAUGAAGAUGAAGAUGAAGAUGAAGAUGAGGGUUGUUAUGUGGAUUUGCUGGGAAGGGUGUGUGGCGAGGAGGGUUGCUGUGGGAAAGAUAUUUAA